Molecule: messenger RNA, 186 nt
Organism: Cinara cedri
Lineage: Eukaryota; Metazoa; Arthropoda; Insecta; Hemiptera; Aphididae
Source: the annotation of a GenBank genome assembly
AUGAACCGGAUCAUACGGCCUCUUACCGUGACUAUGGUGAAGGUAGUCAUUUGCAGAACAAAUGUGAAGCCAGAAUCCGGCAACGAUCAUUGUGUAACUUGUGACCGUAUGGGCGCACCGAGAGUUAUCUAUAAGUCUGGAUCCGAAUCCUGUGCUGAUCAGUUGAUCGGAGGAAUGCCAUCCUAG